UUCACUCACUAAUUAAAGACUCACCUGCUGUGUCUUUCUCGUCUUCUGCUUCCUUGCCAUCUUCUUCUUCAAUUUAUACAUUAAUUUAUUUUCCCAAAUUCCAAUCUAGCCCAUUAAACGCGCGCCUCCCGGAUUCCAUUGUUCGUCUUCCUUAACUCUAGACUUCAGAUCAGAGAAAUCAUGGCCGGCAAGCUGCUGCCCAGGUUCUUACUUUUUCUCUCGCUGACGCGGUUGGCAUCACCCGACAAGUUCACCGUGGGCGACAGCCAAGCAUGGAACUACAACGUCAAUUACACCGACUGGGUGGAUAAGCACAAGCCCUUCCAUGUCGGCGACUGGCUCGUCUUCUACUACCAGUCGGGGAUGGCGGACGUGAUCCAGGUUGACGAGGCCGCGUACAACAAGUGCGACGCCUCCAACCCCAUCUCCAACUACAGCAAAGGCCGGAGCUAUGCCUUCCAGCUUAACCACACCGGUCCUUACUACUUCAUCUGCAGCCGAGGCUUCUGCUACGGCGGCAUGCGCCUCGCCAUCGUCGCCGAGCCUCUCCCCCCACCCUCCUCGCCGCCCACUUCACAGCACCUAUCCGCCGGACCCAGAAGUUCCCACGCAGGAGCAUACCCUCUCCUCUCCGUCGCCGUCGCCGUCGUCGCCACCUCCUUUCUCUUUCUCCCAUGACGCCCUUGCUUGUCACCAAAGUUGACUUCAUGAGCAUUUUUCAUUUUAGAGCUUGUUUAUUUAUUUUCUGUUAUUCUGCUGGAGUUUUUUUAUGAAAGAGAUAGACAUCACAAUUGUGCUCAUUUUGCUAAUUUUACAUGCUAUUGCAAAGUCA
Messenger RNA from Zingiber officinale, 832 nucleotides. RefSeq names its product lamin-like protein. The record is from RefSeq and is a predicted model, not a curated record. Bases 181 to 678 code for a protein of 165 amino acids. Lineage: Eukaryota; Viridiplantae; Streptophyta; Magnoliopsida; Zingiberales; Zingiberaceae. The transcript is spliced from 2 exons. Gene Ontology annotation, cellular component: plasma membrane. Gene Ontology annotation, molecular function: electron transfer activity.